UUUCCUUCUACAAAUUUCAAUUUACCUAUAUUGGCUACAUCAACCCAUCCCACACACCCAACUUAAAAUGCCUUGAAUUUCAGAUUUAAAUUGAGUCUUCAGCCCAGCCUGGGGUUUCCGAAUGAAAUUGACUUGGUCUGUUUGACUAAAUGGGGUUUGGUGAUAAAAUUUUUCAAAAUAUCAGUUGUUUUCCAAAGAUUGAUUAAUCCGAGAAAAGUAGUUCUUCAAAUGCCUUUAUGGGACUGAAAAAAAGCAAUUUUUUCCUCGGAACAAGUUAUUUCCACCUUCCAUGUGAAGAGUGACUGUUAAAACAUGAGAACGGAAGCUGCCGAUGCAUACAGGACUUAAUCCAAUUCGAGCUGAAUUGUCAUCAGUCUGGGAUUUACAGGUCUCAUGGAGAGUAAUGGGAACUUGGUAAAGCAUGUGGAGAAACAAAGCACUCGAGUUUUGUUUUGUGGACACCAUUUCCCUGCUUCUCAUGAAUAUACAGCAGAGUAUUUGCAAAAUCAUCCCAAUAUCAAGGUUGAUGUUCUCUCUUUUGAAGAUGUGCGCAAGGAUAUUGCCAACUAUCAUGUCUGCAUAGUAAAAAGCAUGAGGCUGGAUUCUGAUAUAAUUUCUCGUGCCGUUCAGAUGCAGCUGAUAAUGCAGUAUGGAGUUGGGCUGGAAGGUGUUGAUAUUGAUGCCGCAACAAAGCAUGGAAUUAAAGUUGCUAGGAUCCCAAGUGAUGUUACAGGAAAUUCAGCUUCAUGUGCUGAAAUGGCCAUAUAUCUAAUGCUAGGUCUCCUCCGAAAGCAAAAUGAACUGCAAGUUUCCAUACAACAGAAGAAGCUUGGAGAGCCAAUUACUGAAACUCUAUUUGGUAAAACUAUAUUCAUUUUGGGCUUUGGGAACAUUGGAAUGGAUUUAGCAAAGCGUUUACAGCCAUUUGGUGUACAAGUUAUGGCUACAAAGCGUAGCUGGGCUUCAUAUGUACAAGACGCUAGCAAAUUAAGCAGAAAUGAUGAACGUGAUCUUGUUGAUGUGAAGGGUAGUCAUGAAGAUAUAUAUGACUUUGCUAGGAAGGCUGACAUUGUUGUUUGCUGCCUAAGAUUAAACAAUGAAACGGUUGGUAUUAUAAACAAUAAAUUCAUAUCUUCUAUGAAAAAGGGUGCCCUUCUGGUAAAUGUUGCUAGAGGUGGUCUUGUGGACUAUGAGGCUGUGAUGAACAACCUUGAAUCAGGUCACUUAGGAGGGUUAGGCACUGAUGUUGCUUGGACUGAGCCGUUUAACCCUGAUGACCAGAUAUUUAAAUUUAAGAAUGUUAUCAUCACUCCUCAUGUUGCAGGCGUCACAGAACAUUCUUAUAGAUCCAUGGCUAAGGCUGUUGGUGAAGUUGUUCUUCAGCUUCAUGCCGGGCUUCCUCUGACAGGGAUAGAGUUAGUUAAUUGAUUUAUGACAAACAAAUCAUUUCAUUAUCGUCCACUUCCUGAAUUUUAUGAUUUAAGAAGAAUUCUAAGGUGCCAAGACACAGCAAUUUGAAAAGAAAAUUGAGAUCAAGCUAUGUUAUGUGUUGUUCAUUUGUUGUUUCUAUCGUUGAACCAAUUGUUCUUUAGUGUAGUGAGCUGUGGAAACCCAAUUUAUGUUGUCUAUUAUAUGCAGACAACUAAGAUCACGGAAUGAUGUUUAUUAUUUUGGAUCCCAUUACCAAGAUUGGGAAUGCAUGACUAAGUUGUAGGAAGGACUGUGAUUUGAAAUU
This is a messenger RNA of Vigna radiata var. radiata (mung bean), 1735 nucleotides long. RefSeq names its product D-3-phosphoglycerate dehydrogenase. The coding region runs from base 394 to 1428 and encodes 344 amino acids. The transcript is spliced from 10 exons. Lineage: Eukaryota; Viridiplantae; Streptophyta; Magnoliopsida; Fabales; Fabaceae. The record is from RefSeq and is a predicted model, not a curated record. Gene Ontology annotation, molecular function: phosphoglycerate dehydrogenase activity; NAD binding.